AUGAACACAUUUACCCUCGAGGAGGAACCACUGCAGCAGGUAAAUGCGGAGAAUAUUGCGGAGACAGUCAUCAGCAGCAGUGACACAACAGGCCUACUCUCCACGGUCUCACACCAAUCCACUCAGCCAAUGCAAGAGAAGUCACUACAGCAGGCGAAUGCGGAGAACACUGCGGAGAAACCAAGCGGCAACAAGGCCCCCAGCACCAAGCACGGUUCCAUAUCAAAUCAUCACUCAACAAGCGGAGAACACCACUGCAACUUAGCCUAUCAUCCCCACUGCAUUGAGGAGCAAGAGGAGGAACUACAACAGGCAAAUGCGGAGAACACUGCGGAGAAACUAAGCGGCAAUAAGGCCACCAUCGUCAAGAACACGGCUCAGCUCUCCAAGAUCCCACCUCAUAUGCUCUCCACGGUUCCACAUCAAAUCAUCACUCCGGAACGAUGCAUAUUUGGACGAAUUGAAACCGUCCGAUGUCUUGCUCUGACAGCUAUUUCAUUAUUCGAAAGAUUUCACUGCGGCAGGAGAUAA
Molecule: messenger RNA, 531 nt
Organism: Letharia columbiana
Lineage: Eukaryota; Fungi; Ascomycota; Lecanoromycetes; Lecanorales; Parmeliaceae
Exons: 2
Coding region: 1-531 (176 amino acids)
Source: RefSeq, a predicted model, not a curated record